AUGUACGCUGUAAGAGAAGAGGUGGAAGUCCUGAAGGAACAAAUAAAGGAAUUAAUAGAGAAAAACUCGACACUUGAACGUGAGAAUGCACUGUUAAAAUCCCUUUCAAACAGCGAUCAGCUGUCACAACUGUCGACCCAGGUUGGCGUCAGCCAACAACAGCCUCCAGUGACUACAGCUCCUCUGACUGCUCCGCAGACCGCACACCCUCCACAACAACCGAAUGUCUCUUCUGCAUAA
Messenger RNA from Staurois parvus, 240 nucleotides. Lineage: Eukaryota; Metazoa; Chordata; Amphibia; Anura; Ranidae. The record is from the annotation of a GenBank genome assembly.